UCACACCAGCUUACAAUUUAACACACAACUCUCUCUCUCUCUCUCUCUCCCCUCUCCUCUCCUCUCCUCUCUCCUGGCUCCCUUUACCAAACAAGGCUUCAAUCAUCUCUACAAAAGGACAUCUGUAAUUCUCCUUUCUCUCUCUCCACCGUCUGAUCCCCGUAGUCAACUUCACAAUCAAACGUCUCAGAUACUUUUUCAGUUUAUUUCUCUUUUACCAUUCCAAGGGCUCAAUGCAGAGAUGUAAUGGAGCUAAUAAAAUUGUACCAUCCUAUGGGUAGGCGGCACCUCUAUGGUGCUUUUCCCAUUUCUCCACUUUUAAUCAUCAAAAGAAUAAUAAUGUUUUUGCCCUGCUCUGGGUUUCUCCACCCUCCUAUAGGUAUAGGUGGCCAGCGAAUGCAGGUUAAUUGAUGCUUUGUAUAUCUGUUUUUGAUUUAUUAUCAGGUACAGGUGAGCAAGGAACUGGUCUCCAGAGGAUCUCUCCCUCUCUCCACAUUCCUUAAAGCAUUUCUGUUUUGCCAAACAAUCUUCAGUCUUGAAGCAUGUGUAAACUUUAUGCACCCUGUCUAUAGAGUCACUAAAUCUCAUAGCAUUUCUAUGAGGUUUAAGGUUUCCUAAGUAGAGCCUUUGAAAACAGCCGGAGCCCUUUGCCUCAGCUCUUCUUAUAUGUACUUCCAUGGGUUCUUUAAUUAAAAUCAUUAGUCACAGCCAACUAAAUUCUAAAAGAUUUCUGCAAUUUGGUAUAUAGGAAGUUUAUCUUUUAUUGUUAUAAGUAUUGAUCUAAAGUGCAAGUGGUAUUGCCUUGCAGGCACUUAUGGUCUCAUUGAUCACUUGAAGGGGAUUUUCAUUUUUGAAUUCCUGUAUUUCACAUAAAUUUCAUGAAUACAUGCUGCUGCAAUAACGUGCUAGAAAUGAAUCCUUGUCCUGGGAGAUCGAAUUGUGGGGCCUGUUAGAUGUAUUACUCUGAUUUGAGGGUUAUAGUCUCGUUCACAUUGGGGAUAACUACAAAAUUGCCUUACGAUUCAAGGCCUGAAGAUUUUUCAAUGCUCCAAUUAAUCUUUUAUAGUGCAGUUUCAUCUGGAGGAUGUUGUGAGCUUAGAAUUAGUUUCUGUACCAAAUACCACUAGUGUGGAUGGAGUGAGCAUUUUAGGUCACUACAUUGAAAAAUGAAAGGGCUCUUGUGCAUUUGAGUGAUAGUAAUCUCACACCACUGAGGUUACUAUCUUUCACAAUGUGAUGUUUAUUUAGAGUGGCUCGCCUUUUGAGGCUCUUACCAAAAUAAAGAGAUCAUCAAGUUCUUGAUCCUUAUGGUGAUAGUUUUGUAUUUGAAGAAGUGUCUGGCGGCAUGGUUGCGGAGACUUGCUUGAUGAAGAGGAGUAUUUCAUUGCAUAGUGGAAUUCUGAUGGUAGUACAGAAGAUAUAACUUGUCAGGAUUGGGAGAAUGAUGGUUGUUUCCUGGAUUUGAGAAAUCUCCAUUGAAAUGCUAAAGUGAGAGAAAAAAUGUGAAAUGAGUGGCCGGAGUCCCUCAUAGAUGUUUGGAAAAAGGAUUUUGUCUCAGUUAUCUGAAACAUUAUUUGAUUGCGGCGGCAUUUUGGGACACGUGUUUCUGAGGGGAUGUUAUUCUAUGUGCUCCUUUAGAUGUUCUCUUCCUUUAUAUGGCUGAUGUGAUGCCAUUUGUCCAUAUCAAUAUGCUGUCAAGAUAUUACUUUGGUGCAUCUAGGUUGUUGCAGCCUUCACAUAAUUUUCCAAUCCAAAGCAAUUCAGUAGUAUUUCUUUAGCAAGCAGUAAAGGCUUUUCUUUUGAAGGGUGAAGUUUUACGUAUCUGUUUUUUAACUUCGACAAAUUUGCUAAUCUGCUACUAGGGAUGAAGAGGUGGUACGUUGCCUGUAGAAUCCCUUAUCUACAGAGAGAGAGUCACAAUUGGACUUUGAGUAGUAGUUAUGUUAGCAUACAAAGACAGGAUCUGGAUGUAUGUAACCAUUUUUCUUUUUCACACAUUUUCGUUUCCUUCUUGAUGAUGUAAGAUACGAGGGCCUUAUUUUCCCUUCUUCUAUUAUUAUUGUUCUGUCAUAUUUUUCUUGGAAUUUUCUGUGUUAUCCAUAGGAUAUUUGUCCCAGGAACAAUGUAAAGUUUGUAAGCCUGCUUAUUUAAGAGGCAUUAAGACAGAAUGAACUAGUUAUUGUUCCCAGUUUUUUGUUAUUUUUUUUAUGGCAGUAGGGGAUCAGUAGAAGUUCAUUUCUCUUGAAUUUGUUAGUAUGAUUUCUGUUUUCUCAGACCAUUAGAUUUUAGUUCAUCAUAUUUUUUCUUAGAAGUUCAUUUUUUUUCUUUCUUGUUCUAGAUGUGAUUAUAUUUUCAUAAAUUACCUUCCUCAACUCUGUUUUUCUCUCUUGGCUCGUUUCCAUUAACAAUACUUAUGUUUCUCAGGAUUGCAUGGCAUUUUUUUGGAACUUUCAUGGAGUGUUUGCUUUGUGAAAAAGUUGUGUUUUAUUAUUUAUUUAUUUAUUCAUUUAUUUUUAUCCGUACUCAAUUCCUGAUGGUAAAAAUCAUAGAAACAUAACCUAUUAUUAUAAUUGAAAAACUAGAAAAUCUGUCUUCUUAGUAUGUUUCCCAAAUUUGAGACAGCCUGUUUUGCAUGUCUCUUGUCAUUUCAAUGUAGUCUCUUUGGUUCCUAAAGCUUAAUUAUUAUAAUUUGACCCUAUUUUGCACUUCAUUUUAGGAGUUGCUUGAGUGAAAGCAUAUAUUGAUAGGGUUCUUUUUUUCAUUUCAUUUCUUUUCUUUCUUUCUUCCCUUUGUGAGGGGAUCUAAUUUUUGUAGUUAAUCAAUUGACAUGAUGAACUCAUUAGCAAACUUUUUCUUGAUUUAGCAGGAAAUUGGUACAUGGAUCAAAUGGAUAGAACUUUUAGAAAUUGCUAAAAUCCUAUUGAUUGUGAUUAUAUUUUGACUUCUGUUUAUCCAUUUUAGUAAUGAACAACUUUGCUGAAGAAAUUCAAAUGAAUACUAUAAAUGUCAUUUAGUCAUUUCUUCAACCAUAUUUUCAAGCAUUCUGGUUUUAAGGGCUUGGGCUUUCUGGCACAGUACGUAUAUAAUAUAUCUAAGUUUGAUCGUCAUUAGUUAAUAAAGUUUUGGAGACAAAGCUUAGUAUCAUGCCUGCUUAGAUGACAUGUAGAAACUGAUGUAUAAUUGCAGCACACAUACUUGUACAUACGGGAUUGCUCUGAUAAUUGUAGAUGACUUUUAUGCAGGUUGGUUCUUCCUCUAUUCCGAAUCCAGAGCUUCAAUUAUCUUCUGCUGUAAGGGGUCAUGGGACAUAGACAAAUGUUCAACCCUUCUCAAUUCUUCGAGAUGGAGCAGGAUUGGAGCCAUGGCCACCCAGCUGCUGGACAGUCCUAUGUUCAUAUGGGAAGGGCUGUUUCUCAAGAAAAUGGUUCCUUUUCUCAUCCUAUCAAUCCUCCUUCAAUAGAUGGACCCAGCUGUGCCUCUCGGCGGAACCUGGAAAACAGAGCUCUUGAGCAUUCCUCUACAUAUUUCAGGUCAGAAGGUCCGCAAGUUCACACUCCCCUUUCUGCCCCCCGACAUGAUGUAUUCCCCCACUGUCCAGCUGGUGGAAGCUUUUACCCUCCUCCAGAGCUCGAUGCUACCCAUGUUCAUUCUAAUCACCACAACAGGCAUGGUAUCCAUGAAGGUGAGGGUGGUCUACUUGAUCAUACAAUGAGUGCUGGAAGAGGGCCAUUCAAAAGAAAAAGCCCUGGUGUUCCUACCUCGUGGGAAAGAGGUGGCACCAGCAGUAUGUACAGUGCAGGAAGUUCCUCCAAUUCUUUUGAACUUCACCAUGAGAAACCAACUUCAGAUUAUAGAAAUUACUUUUCAGAAUCCUCUGGUUUACCUCCCUAUAUGGGUAGCAGCCUGUCAAUUGGGGGUGAAGAUCCUCCAAGGAAUGUGAGAAGCAGAUCUAGACUUGAUUUGGAGCCCAACCCAAGGAGAACCCAUUCAUCAAGUUACACGUCCCAUCCUUUUUCUUCAACAUCUCAUCUCCGAAACCAUCCAGGGCCAGUGGAUGUUGCUAACUUAAAUGCUGACAGAACUGCUUAUGAGCAGAACCAAAUUGGUGUUCCACCUCCUGCACAUGGGAGGUUUCAUACUUCAGAAAAUAAUUCCUUGAGCCAUGAGAUGAAUCAGCAUUAUGCUGGAGGGAAUCCUACUGAUAUUCGUCGGUACAACCAUGAUUCCAUCUUAAGCAGAAAUCCCAUUGCACCACCACGACAUCUUCAUGGUUUUCAUGCCCAGGCUUCAAGGGAGGGUCAGAACAGUUAUUCUCGAAGAGCUAUACCUACACGUCGGGCUGAUAUAAACUCCUCUCAUCUCAGACAAGAAGCUGCUGCUGUGGAAAAUGGUCAGCAUGUUCUUUCAGAAACCCAUAGUUCCAGAUAUUCAAGACCACUUUUGUCUGGAGGUUGGCACAGCAAUCAUAGAGAAGGAAGGUCAAGGAUAUCAAUUGAGAGAUUCCAGUCACUUUCAAAUGUGGUGGAUGUGCGUGAUAGAAUGGGAUCUGAGGCUCUUAUGAUGUUAGAUCACUCAUAUUUAUAUGGCUCCAGAAAUUUCCUUGAUCAAUACAGGGACAUGAGACUGGAUGUUGACAGCAUGAGUUAUGAGGAACUACUUGCUCUAGGAGAAAGGAUAGGGAAUGUCAACACAGGAUUGCCUGAAGAUGUGUUUUCAAAGUGCUUGGUGGAGACAAGAUGCCAUUCUUCAGACAAAGCCCAGGAAGAAACAUCCUGUGCUAUCUGCCUUGAAGAGUACAAGAGCAUGGAUAAAGUUGGAAUGAUAAGGAACUGUGGACAUGUUUAUCACGUCGACUGCAUCAAGAAGUGGUUGUCAAUGAAGAACAUGUGCCCCAUCUGCAAAGCACCUGCUGUUGCUGAUGGUUCGAACAAGGAAUGAUUUGCUUUUACUUCCUCUAUUUGAUCUUAUUCACUUUUAUCUUGUAUAUAAUAAUUUGGUUGGUGAUGGGAUUUGAUGACACCAUUUAUAAAAAUUUAAUUUAAGCUCA
Messenger RNA from Populus nigra (black poplar), 5047 nucleotides. RefSeq names its product probable E3 ubiquitin-protein ligase ZFP1. NCBI's taxonomy places the organism in Eukaryota, Viridiplantae, Streptophyta, Magnoliopsida, Malpighiales, Salicaceae. The record is from RefSeq and is a predicted model, not a curated record. The transcript has 7 exons. Gene Ontology annotation, molecular function: ubiquitin protein ligase activity; zinc ion binding. The coding region runs from base 3301 to 4938 and encodes 545 amino acids.